GCCAACGGCAGCAAGACGAGCCUCUUCCGGAGCCACUUCAUCAGGCGGCCCAACGCCGCUACGUCGGCCGAUCCCGAGGGCGUCGUGCGCCAGGACGGCGAGACGACGCAGCAGCAGCAGCAGUCCGAGGCAGCGGCGGAGCUGGUGGUGCGCGAUCAGCACGGCGAGGUUGAGAUUGGGAACCCUCCGACGCCGGUGGUGGACGACGAGGAGGAGUUGCAGGCGUUGGAGUAUCAGCAGGAGAACGAGAGAGAAAAGCAGCGCUUGGCAGAGGCCAUUCGCCAUUACCAAAUCAGCCACAGCUCCAUGGCCGAUCAACCAGACGGUGAG
Trichoderma harzianum CBS 226.95 is the source of this 330-nucleotide messenger RNA. RefSeq lists its product as hypothetical. The transcript is spliced from 2 exons. The annotation marks the transcript as partial. Lineage: Eukaryota; Fungi; Ascomycota; Sordariomycetes; Hypocreales; Hypocreaceae. The record is from RefSeq and is a predicted model, not a curated record.